CAACCACUGACCUCCCCUGGGAGCGUCUGUUCCUCCCGCGGAUCCAGCGUCCCCGGAUCGCCCUCCAGCAUCGUGGCCAAAAUGGACAACGAGGUUCUGGGCUACAAGGACCUGGCUGCCAUCCCCAAGGACAAAGCGAUCCUGGACAUCGAACGCCCCGACUUGAUGAUCUACGAACCCCAUUUCACCUACUCGCUCAUGGAGCAUGUGGAGCUGCCCCGGAGCCGAGAGCGUUCCCUGUCUCCCAAAUCCAUCUCUCCUCCUCCGUCUCCGGAGGUCAUCCGGGAGUGGAUUGAGAGUCGGACCCCCAGCAGCACCCCGCAGCCCCCCUCUCGCCAAGGCAGCAGUUCAACCCGGAGCAGUGUGCAGCAUUUCCACCGACCGGAGACCGACACGACGGAGCUCAACAUAUAUAAGAAGCCUCCGAUUUACAGGCAGAAAGACCACCAUUCCAGCGCCCACCAUGGGAAGCAUCUCAUAGAGGACUUGAUCAUCGAAUCCUCCAAGUUCCCGGCGGCGCAGCCCCCAGACCCCAACCAACCCGCCAAGAUCGAGACCGAUUACUGGCCGUGCCCCCCGUCCCUGGCCGUCGUGGAGACAGAGUGGAGGAGGCGGAUGGCCUCCAAGAGAGGGGAGGAGGAAGAUGAUGACCUGACGGAGGAGAUGAAGAUCCUGCGGGAGCUCCAGAGGCAGGAGCUGAGCAAGGUCACCUCCAACCUGGGGAAGCUGAUUUUGAAGGAAGAGAUGGAGAAAUCUCUCCCCAUCCGGAGAAAAACUCGCUCUUUGCCAGACCGGACACCCUUCCACACGUCCCUGCACACAGGGAGCUACAAGAGCUCCUCGCUCCCCGCCUCCGGCAGGAGCACCCUCACCCGGCUGCAGUCAGCAGAGUUUAGCUCGGCAGGCAGCGAGAAGAGCAGUCCAGGCCUGCAG
This is a messenger RNA of Apaloderma vittatum (bar-tailed trogon), 933 nucleotides long. RefSeq names its product dematin actin binding protein (gene DMTN). Gene Ontology annotation, molecular function: actin filament binding. The record is from RefSeq and is a predicted model, not a curated record. Lineage: Eukaryota; Metazoa; Chordata; Aves; Trogoniformes; Trogonidae. Gene Ontology annotation, biological process: actin filament bundle assembly; lamellipodium assembly. The transcript has 11 exons. The annotation marks the transcript as partial. Gene Ontology annotation, cellular component: plasma membrane; actin cytoskeleton.